AUGGCACCUCGUCGUCAAUCAUCGGGUAGUGAUCAAGGAAGGUUAAUAGCUGCUGAAACUGCUAAAUUACAUACGAAUGAAGCUGCAGCACAUUUAACAGCUGAACAUUAUUCAGAAGCGCUUCAUUCUUAUAAUCAGGCUUUGGAACUAAAACCAAAGGAUAAAGAUGCUUUAGUGGCGCGUAGUAGAUGUUACAUAUUACUGGGAAAACCAAAACAUGCUUUAAAAGAUGCUGAAACAGCAUUGGAAAUUCAUCGAAACUAUAUACCAGCACUGUAUCAAAAGGCUGAAGCAUUAUACCAUUUAGGCCAAUUUGAAUAUAGUUUAAUGUUCUUCCAUCGAGGCUUACGAAAACGACCAAAGGUGGAAAAAUUUCGUUUAGGUGUUCAAAAAGCACAAGAGGCUAUAAUAAAUACGAUUGGGCCAACAGUUAAAUUGGGUACGAAUUAUGUUGACUCUCAAGGCUCAUCAGCCAGAUCUGAUAGACCAAUGCCGGAAGACACAAUGGAAAUUAAAGGCGAAAGUGAUUCAAAUCAAGCACAAAAUAUUGUUAAAACUCCGCAAUUAACUCUAUCCCCAAUUCCGUCAAAUGUGAAAUCGAUAUCACAUACCCCAGAAAAUAAAAGACCUACAUCAGUUCUCUCUACAAAAAGUAUCAAUUCAAAACCAUUAUUAGGAGCAUUGACAGCGGAUAAAUUAUACUUGGAAAAAUUGGUAAAACAUCCACAUUUAAUAUGUUUGUCAAAAGAGAACAAACAUGUGGUCUCAAAUGCGUCCGAAGCUUUAGAAUAUUUAAAUACAAGAGAGAAAUUUUGGGAACAACAAUUUUUACCUCCGAAAAUUUUUACCACGUAA
Chrysoperla carnea is the source of this 855-nucleotide messenger RNA. RefSeq names its product outer dynein arm-docking complex subunit 4-like. The record is from RefSeq and is a predicted model, not a curated record. Gene Ontology annotation, molecular function: protein binding. The transcript is spliced from 3 exons. Gene Ontology annotation, cellular component: cytoplasm. Lineage: Eukaryota; Metazoa; Arthropoda; Insecta; Neuroptera; Chrysopidae. Bases 1 to 855 code for a protein of 284 amino acids.